Menidia menidia (Atlantic silverside) is the source of this 1152-nucleotide messenger RNA. The record is from the annotation of a GenBank genome assembly. Lineage: Eukaryota; Metazoa; Chordata; Actinopteri; Atheriniformes; Atherinopsidae.
AUGACAGAGUUCUGGUUGAUUUCUGCUCCGGGAGAGAAGACCUGCCAGCAAACAUGGGAUAAAAUGAUGGCAGCCACUAUGCGCGCCAACAACCUCUCCACCAACCACAAGUUCAGCAUCCCAGACCUCAAGGUUGGAACUCUUGAUGUCUUGGUGGGACUGUCUGAUGAAUUGGCCAAAUUAGAUUCGUUUGUUGAAAGUGUGGUGAAGAAGGUAGCUCAGUACAUGGCCGAUGUGCUGGAGGACAGCCGAGACAAAGUGCAGGAGAACCUGCUGGCCAAUGGAGUUGAUCUUGUCACCUACAUCACGAGGUUCCAGUGGGACAUGGCAAAGUAUCCCAUCAAACAGUCACUUAAAAACAUCUCUGAAAUAAUUUCAAAGCAAGUAACCCAGAUUGACAAUGACUUAAAAGCAAGAGCCUCGGCUUAUAAUAACCUGAAGGGAAACCUACAGAAUUUGGAAAGAAAAAAUGCGGGGAGCCUGCUGACCAGGAGUCUGGCUGACAUUGUAAAAAAGGAAGACUUUGUGGUAGAUUCAGAGUACCUUAUUACUCUGCUCGUAGUUGUACCAAAGACGGCGUAUACAGACUGGCAGAAAGCAUAUGAAACACUCGCCGAAAUGGUGGUGCCUCGGUCGUCAAAUCGGCUGUUUGAAGACAACGACAGCGGACUAUUCAGCGUCACUCUUUUCAGGAAAGCCAUAGAUGACUUCAAACACAAAGCCAGAGAGAACAAGUUCACAGUGAGGGACUUUCAGUACAAUGAAGAAGAGAUGAAGGCUGACAAGGAGGAGAUGACACGGCUCUCCACAGACAAGAAGAAACAGUUUGGCCCUCUUGUCCGAUGGCUGAAAGUGAACUUCAGCGAGGCCUUCAUUGCAUGGAUUCACAUUAAAGCCCUAAGGGUCUUUGUGGAAUCUGUCUUGAGAUACGGCCUGCCGGUAAACUUUCAGGCAAUGCUCCUGCAGCCAAACAAGAAGACCAUGAAGAAGUUGAGGGAGGUUCUCAACGAUCUGUACAAACAUCUGGACAGCAGUGCAGCGGCUAUCAUGGACUCUGGAAUGGACAUCCCGGGCCUAAACCUGAGCCAGCAGGAGUAUUAUCCCUAUGUCUACUACAAGAUCGACUGCAACCUGUUGGAUUUCAAAGUUUAA